GAUUUAGCGUUACCAAGGCAUGUCUUGGGUCAAGUAUAAAGGGAAUAACAUGGUGUCCCAGUGGCUGUUUAUGUUUACUUAAAGAACCGGUUCGAAAAGGCGCUUUUGCGAGACACAAGAUUUUUUUUAUAGUUCCACCGUUUCUUUUUCACUUUGAACUUUUUUUAACGUUAAGAUUUACAGGAGCAGUGGCAUGUAAAUCUCAUACUUCACUAAUGUGCCAGUCUUACAAAUGGAAAGGGGGCUUCACUUUGGAAACGUGAGCAUUUCCCUGGUGCUCCUGCUGUUGCUGAAAGCGCUCACUGGAUUCGGAACCACGCAAGCUCAGGGCUCAGCCGUCGGGGGGGAGCCGCGGUCCCUCACCCGGGGUUCAGGCGUCACCUCGGAGGAAGAUGGUGCGAGAGUCAUGGAGCGGGGCUUGGACAACGUCCGGUCCCCGGCCAUCGUAGCAGAUGUCACCGUGGAGGACGACGAGAACGGGCCGGCGGCGGAGGCCGACGAACCAUCGGGAGAAAGUAACGGGGACUUCCAACCGUCAAGGUCUCUGGUGAUCAUCAGCACCCUGGACGGCCGGAUCUCUGCUCUGGACCCUCACAACCAGGGCAGGAAGCAGUGGGACCUGGAUGUCGCCUCCGGGUGCCUGGUGUCGUCCAGCCUCAGCAAACCUGAGGUGUUUGGCAAUAAGAUGGUCAUCCCCUCACUGGACGGCGCCUUGUUCCAGUGGAACCGGGACAGGGAGAGUAUGGAGGCCGUGCCUUUCAGCGUGGAGUCCCUGCUGGAUUCCUCUUACCGCAUCGGGGAGGACACCGUCCUGGUUGGGGGGAAAUCUCUCACCACCUACGGCCUGGGGGCCUACAGCGGAAAGCUCCGGUACAUCUGCUCCGCGGGGGGCUGCAGCCGCUGGGGGGACGAGGAGAUGGAGGCCGAAGACGUCCUCCUGCUGCAGAGGACUCAGAAGACCGUGCGAGCCAUCCGGCCGCGAUCAGGGAUGGAGAAGUGGAACUUCAGCGUCGGGAACUUUGAGCUGAAGCUCCUUCCCGAGACGCAGUCCGGCAUGAACUUCCUGGAGGGGGAGGUGGCGAGCGGCGAGGCCUGGAGGGAGAGCCAGCGGGUCAUUGCGGACGAACCAAAAGAGAGAGGGCAGACGGAGAACCAGCACAACCACAACCUGGACCUGGUGAUCAAGGUGUCUGUUCCCGACUGGAAGGUCAUGGCCUUCAGCACGGCGCCGCAUGGGCAGCUGGUGUGGGAACGCCAGUUCUGCACACCCAUCGCUUCGGCGUGGCUGGUGGGCGGAGGCAAAGUCACACCCAUCGCCCUGUUCGACGACAACGCCUACAGCAACCAGUCGGAGACCGAGGAGGAGGAGGAGGACGACGACUCCUCCCAGAAUGCUAGAGGAGCAGAAGAGUCCAGUGUUUACCUUGGGAUGUACCAGGGACAGCUCUACCUCCAGUCCUCAGUGAGGAUCAGCCAAAAGUUCCCUACCAAAGCGAUCGGAUCGUUGAAGGACAUCAUUCCACUCCCCAUAGUCAAGUGGAAGCCUUUAGUCCAUUCCCCGUCUCGGACACCAGCCCUGGUCGGCUCUGAUGAAUUUGACAAGUGUCUGAACAAUGACAAGUUCUCCCACGAAGAAUACAGCAACGGAGCCCUGUCCAUCCUCCAGUAUCCAUAUGACAACGGCUACUUCUUCCCCUACAGCAAGCUGUACCGCGAGAAACGCAACAGCGCCGUCAGCCUGAUAAAGGAGAGCGGGGCGGGGGGGGCGACUCGCAGGAGGAAGGACCCCGUGCUGCUGCUGCCCUGGUGGAAGGAGAUCCUCGGCACCAUCAUCUUCUGCAUCGGCGCCACCACCUACAUCGUGCGCAAGUUCUUCCACCCUCCGGCCCCGGUGGCCCACGUGAGGCAACGGAAAGAGUCGGAGACACAGUGCCAGACAGACUGCAAGUUUGACCUUGAGGUUGUGGAAUCCAAAGAGGCGGUUGCUAUGGAGACCCGCUCCAGCGAAUAUGUGUCCAGGUACCUCACCGACUUCGAGCCGGUGCAGUGCCUCGGCCGCGGGGGGUUCGGCGUUGUGUUUGAAGCCCGCAACAAAGUGGACGACUGCGACUACGCCAUCAAGCGAAUCCGUCUGCCCAACAGAGAACUGGCCCGUGAGAAGGUGAUGCGAGAGGUGAAGGCGCUGGCCAAGCUGGAGCAUCCAGGGAUCAUCCGCUACUUCAACGCCUGGCAGGAGAGCCCCCCCGAGGGCUGGCAGGAGGAGAUGGAUCAGAGGUGGCUGAAAGACGGCAGCACCACCGACUGGCCAAUGAGCUUCCUCGACCACAUGGAGGCGCUGUCCGUCAAAGUCCCCGUGUCGGGCUCGGUGCCCCCGCUGCGCGGGCCCCGAGGCGACGCCAUGGGAUCCUCUGUGGACGCGCGGUCCCUGCUCACCAGCGGCGCCGCGGGCUUCGCUGGGGACGACGGAGACCUGUCCUUCCACCCGCUGCUGGACCACGACAGCCCCACGUCAGAGCGGGACAGCCGGGCGGAGGGGGACGCCUCGGACAACCCCCACUCCUUCGAGCUGUGUCCCCCGCGCGGCGGCCCCAGCGACUGCACCUCUUCGUCCUUCGACAUCGUGUUCGAGGACUCGGGCUGCGACCGGGACGCCGAUGCCGACGCCGACAGUCACACCGACUCGGCCAGCCUGAGCACCACGACGGAGAAGAACAGCUCGUCUUCCUCGCGCACCAGGCAAUCCGUCCCGCCCUUCUCCUGCUCCCCCCCCCGGCCGACCUCCCUCAUCCUGGCGCUUCCCCCAACUCCUCAAACCCAGCGAGUGCAGCCCUCCCCCAAGGUGUACCUGUACAUCCAGAUGCAGCUCUGUCGGAAGGAGAACCUGAAGGACUGGAUGGCUCAGCGCUGCCUCCCCGAGCAGAGGGAGAACAACCAAUGUCUAGACAUCUUCCUCCAGAUUGCAGAGGCCGUCGACUUCCUGCACAGCAAGGGGCUCAUGCACAGGGACCUCAAGCCCUCCAACAUCUUCUUCACCAUGGACGACGUGGUGAAGGUGGGCGACUUUGGCCUGGUGACGGCCAUGGAGCAGGAGGAGGACGACGAGGACGAGUCGAGCGCCCUGACGCCCGCCCCGCUGCUGACCCGUCACACGGGCCAGGUCGGCACCAAGCUCUACAUGAGCCCCGAGCAGCUCUCUGGAAACUCAUACUCCCACAAAGUGGACAUUUACUCUCUGGGUCUCAUUCUGUUUGAGCUGCUGUAUCCCUUCAGGACUCAGAUGGAGAGAGUGAGGACGCUGACUGAGGUGAGAGCGCUGCGCUUCCCAGAGGCUUUCUCCAAAAACAACGUUCAGGAGCUGAGCAUGGUGCGCAGCAUGCUGUCGUGGAGCCCCGGCGAGCGUCCCGAGGCGGCUGAGAUCACGGGGACCCCCCUCUUCCAGGAGCUGGAGCUGCCUUUCCGACCGGCCAUGAGGCAGCGCUCCCGCACCUACAGCGCCUCGUCCAUGGGCCGCCCCUCGCGCCAGACCUCGGCGACCUGAAUGUCCCUGUGACGCGAUAUGAAGGCCCCCCCCCCCCCCCUCUACACCCCCUCCUCCCCUCAAGAGGAACACCUAAGCCCCCGUACAGUAAAAAAAACUUCAAAGCUUCGAGAGCGACAAAUGUGCAGGAAGUGUUUUUGCGCGAGUCCUGAACAGUGUCUCUCCCCGGCGAACACGCACGCCGUCACACAUUCACGCUCGCCAUCAUGCGCACCCUCCCCAAUUUGAAUCACAUCUUACAAGCGAAGGACUUUGUGCUAAGCUAUCAUCCGGGGGGGGGGGAAUUGUAACUAAUUGGUUGAGGCCGAUGGCCUGGUGCUCCGAGGCGACGGACCGAUAUGCUAAGAAGUGUUUGAUAUAUGAUUUGCUCGCAGACGCGCCGCUUGCUCCCAACAUUCAGCCAGUGUUCGCUCGCCCGCGCCACCCCUCAGGUAUCAAAAACCAAGAGGACACUCCAAAGGGGCCUUUGAUGCUUGAUCAUCCGGCCAGUCGACCAGUACUGAUCACUGGGACCAGCACUCUCCGGUUUUCUCACACCCUAUAUGCCUGAUUUGGGAGACCAAAAAAAACAACAACAACAACAACAUCUUUUUGUUUUCCUGUGUGUUCUUGUUAAAUGAGAGUCCGUGACGUAUUGCGUAAAGAGUUUGAGAAUCUGGAUCAUCCGACAUAAUUUGCCUUUGGAAC
Molecule: messenger RNA, 4225 nt
Organism: Pungitius pungitius (ninespine stickleback)
Lineage: Eukaryota; Metazoa; Chordata; Actinopteri; Perciformes; Gasterosteidae
Gene: eif2ak3
Product: eukaryotic translation initiation factor 2-alpha kinase 3
Exons: 18
Coding region: 233-3538 (1101 amino acids)
Biological process (GO): protein phosphorylation
Cellular component (GO): cytoplasm; nucleus
Molecular function (GO): eukaryotic translation initiation factor 2alpha kinase activity; ATP binding; protein binding
Source: RefSeq, a predicted model, not a curated record